UUAUAGCUGACUUAUAAUUUUCCUGUUGUGCCUUUUCUUUUAUUGUUCGGGUUUGUCUUGUAGCUGUCUCCUUUUCGCACUCUUUCUUAUGUUCAUUUUUUCUUGUAUUGAAACUCCUUCCUGUUUCCCCAAUGUAAGUUUUAUUGCAUAAUUGGCAUGGAAUCUCAUAUAUGGUGUUGCAUCUGUUGUCCGGAUGUAUUCUGUCUUUGGGAUGAACCAGGAUCUGACGGAGUGUUGUGUGUGGUUUGACAGGUGUGUUAAUGUUGUGUUUCCUCAUUACUCUUUGAAUGCGUUCAGUUAUUCCCCUGAUGUAUGGUAAUGUAACUACUCCCCUGUGUUCUUGUUUGUUAGUUUGUUUUUUCCCUUUCUUCUGUGUUUUGUUGUUCUUAACCUGUUCCGCCCCUUUGGAUAUUGCCCAUUGUGGAUAUUGACAUGCCUUCAGUGCGUGUUGUAUAUGUUGUUCCUCCUGUUCUUUGUCCUGUGAAUCUGUAAUUAUUGCUGUGCGUUCAUGUAAUGUUCUAACUACUGAUAUUUUGUGCAUUAUGGGGUGUUCGGAAGUCCAGUUUAAAUAUUGGUCGGUGUGUGUGGGUUUCCUGUGUACUUUUAUUUUGAUGUCCCCAUCUUCCGUGUGUUGUAUUUUCAAAUCCAAAAAUGCUAUUGACUGCUCUGUCUCUUCUUCAUGUGUGAAUUUUAUAUUGCCGGUAUUGUCUAUGGUGUUGAGAUGGUCGGUGAGCUGUUGAGUGUGUCCCCUCUUCACUUUUUCCAAUAUGUCGUCCACAUACCGUUUCCAGAGUGUUGGUCUGUAUUCCGAUGGUAUUGUAGUGAGUGCUUUCUGCUCCAGAUCUUCCAUGAAAAAGCCGCACAUGAUGGCUGAUAGUGGGUCUCCCAUGGCAAAACCUUCCUUCUGUCUGUAAAUUGUAUUCCUGAACUGAAAGUAUGUGGAUGUGGCGAUGAAUUGAAGGAGCUGAGUGAUGUCUUGUACAGUGAGGUUUGUGCGUUUCUUGAGCGUCCUGUCUGUUUUUAAUUUGUCUUGUACUACCUGUAUGGUGGCUUCCGUGGGUGUUCUGGUGAAAAGAGAUAUGACGUCGUGUGAUAUGAAAACUUCAUCUUGCUGCAUUUUGAUGUUUUUUAGUUCUUCUGCCAGUUGUUUUGAGUUCUUGCAAUGUUGGUCUGUGAGUCCUAGUAAUGGUUUAAUUAUUUCGGUGAGUGCUUUUGAUAAGUUGUAUGUGACUGAACCAAUGCUGUCUACUAUGGGGCGUAAUGGUGUUCCUGGUUUGUGUAUUUUUGGUGUGCCGUAAAUCCUGGGGAUGACAUUGGCUGUGGGUACUAAAUGAUUGUAAGCCUGCUUGUCUAUUUUGUUUUCUUUGAGUAGUGGUUUGAGUAGUGCUUUAAGUUUCUUUUUCUUGUCUUCUGUUGGGUCUUUUUUUAAUAUUUCAAAUGCGUUGUCACUGAGUAAUUCAUUCAUUUUUCGUUCAUAUUCAUCCGUGUCCAUAAUGACUGUUGUCCUGCCUUUAUCUGCUGGGAGGAUUGUGAUAUCUUUAUUUUUUGAUAACGUUCUCAUGGCUUUGGCUUCCUGUUUUGUGAUGUUACUGGGUGGUGGUUUGGCCGUUUUCAAUAUACCAGCUAUUGCGUUUCUUAGUGCUGCUUUUUGUCCCUGAUCCUGUAUUUUCUCACAUGCUAAUUCAGUUGCCAGAAUGAAUUCAUCGUGAGGUAUAUUGUUCGGUGUGACAGCGUAGUUGAGUCCUUUUGCCAGUAUACUGCGUUCUGCUUGUGAGAGUUUGUACCUUGAUAUAUUAUGAAUCCAUUUUUCGUUGAUGUGCGCGUGCUCCGGUUCUGCCUUCUUUUUCCAUGCGAUGAGUUUGUCCAGUUUUCGUAUUUGUCGGGUUUUUGUCAUGGUGAAUUCCUGUUCGUGUAUGUCUGCCAAGUGUCCGUGUAUUGCCAUUUCCAUUUCCUUGCUUUGGGGAAACCGGCGUUUGAAAGUUUCCGUCUCCCUGUGUAGUUCGCUGUUGAUAUUGUUUAGUUUAUCCGUUGUGCACCGUAUCCGUUCUUUUACCAGAGUCAUCCGCACUUUCCUGAUCAUCUUUUCCGCGUUUCUGGUUGGAAUCGGGUUCUUGAUGUUCAGGCUGGCCGGUACCACUUCUUCAUCCCGGCAGCGCAGAUUGAACCUCAGCACUUCUCAGAGCAGAUGGAGGAUUUCUCAAAUGAGCUCUUCAGCAGUUUUUUUGAUGAUCAUCUGCUAGCUGAGAGGACACCGCUGCUUGACAUGGAGCUCGAGCCACCGAACCCUGACAUCCAGCAGGAGCACAGCUACUCCCUUAGUGGUGACUCAGCUCCUCAGAGCCCUUCCAUGCCCAUCAAAUCAGACGACGAUGCAGAGGGCAUGUGGGCAUUCAGUCAGGACUUGACUGCCAUCUUAGUAAAACAGGAACCCAACCUCCUGUCUGAGCCAUCCCCUGGACCAGCACCCACGAUGCCUACUUCUAGCAGUGCCACCCAGCCAAUCACCCUCAAUCCACCACCACAGAAACGCCACAAUCAUGACAAGGUGGGCCAAGAACAGAACUCAAACGCAGUACCUACUAUCAAAGCAGAGCCCAGAGAGGUCAACCAGUUCCUCAGUGUCCCCACAGAGGAGCACCUGCAGCUCCCACCGACCCCUCCCAGCAGCCACGGCAGUGACAGCGAUGGAUCACAGAGUCCUCAUUCGCUGCCUCCAUCCAGCCCAGCUCACAUGCAGAGUCCUCAUUUGCUGGCGCCCUCCAGCCCCACCCGCCUACAGAGUCCUCAUUCGCUAGCACCCUCCAGCCCCGCCCGCCAUCCGGCUCGCUCGUCCACAGCUAUCUCAUCCUCUCCACUACUCACUGCUCCACAUAAGUUACAGGGCACGUCAGGUCCACUGAUGCUGACAGAAGAGGAGAAGCGGACGCUGAUGGCUGAAGGUUACCCCAUCCCGAACAAACUCCCGUUGACCAAGACAGAGGAGAAAGCCCUCAAACGAGUUCGCAGAAAAAUCAAAAACAAGAUCUCAGCACAGGAGAGCCGGCGCAAGAAGAAGGAGUAUGUGGAGUGUCUGGAGAAAAAGGUGGAGAACUACACUUCCGAGAACAAUGAACUGUGGAAGAAGGUGGAGACGCUCGAAAGUGCAAACAGGUCUUUGCUGCAGCAGUUACAGAAGCUUCAGGCUCUAGUCAGUGGCAAAGUGCCUCGAUCCUGUAAGAUGGCCUCCACACAGACCGGGACCUGUCUCAUGGUGGUGGCGCUGUGUUUUGUGCUGGUUUUGGGCUCGCUGGCUCCCUGCCUGCCUGAGCUCUCACUCUACUCUUCUUCCUCCUCCUCAUCCUCACCAUCACACACGGUGAAAUCUGGCCCGCUUCCCGCGACUCACCUCUACACCACCAGCCCGGUCCGGUCCCGCAGCCUGCUCUUCUAUGAGGAGGGUUCCUCGCUGGAGAACAGCCACAGGAGCAUGCUGAGUGUAAAGAGGGGGGAGGGGGCGCCACACCAAUAUACACAGGACCUGAAGGAGACCCACAAGCAGACUCACACUCACAUCAGCACGUACCUGAACCCAGCACAGUCUGACAAGAACAGCAGUGGCGCCCCCCUCCUCCACCAAGAGCAACACUUCCAUACACGAGAGAAUGAUCCUGAUGGAGAGGCUGAAUAUUUCUAACCUCUCUGAGCGGAGCUGCCUACAUCACAUAGGCCUCCGCUGACCUUUGACCCCAUGUCAUCCAGGCCCUACUCCUGGUGGUGCUCCCAAGUGUUACCACUCUUUCAUCCUACAAAACCAAGACAUCAUACACCACUCUCAGGCACACAGCCUGAGCACACCAAUGUGCAAAAAGAAGACAGAGAGAGAAGAGGGAACAGAAAAAUGACCCAGAGUGACUGAGUGAGAGAACGAGUGAAAAAGCUGCUGUUCUCUCUAAAAUCACACCAAAUUGGUAUUCUUCCUUCUAAGAUUUCUCUUCCUCUCUGUUCCCUUUUCUAAAAAAAAAUAAGAAAAAAGUACUGGCGUUAUAACAGGUGCCUGGUGUUCUGAGCUUUCACUUUCACAACAGAUUUCAGUCUAUGUGCCAAAAGUGUUAAACAAAAUGACACGAUCUUGGUCCAGUCUGUUGUGCAGUCUUUUAUGAUGGGAAACUUCCUUGAUUGGGUGUUACUAAUGCUCAGAGAAAUCUGUUACAAUGUCCAGCUUCAAUUUCCAGUUGACUGACAGACAAUUUCAGAUCUUCUAAAUGCCUCCCACUCGUAAAGCAUGAAUCGAAACAGAAACUGGACAACUUAUUGAAAAGUUUACUUAAUUUUUUGUUUUGUUUUAGGGUUUUUUUUUCCUGUUUUGUUUAUUACAUCUACAUUUUGAUUUUGAAACUGAUUCUUUUGCCUGUGGACCAUGUCAUGCUUAAUACUUCUAGCACAAAAGUGUUAAAGCCCAUACUUUAGUUAAAAGCAGUGUAUUCUUUUAUAUUCACCACAAGAACAGUUGAUGCAUUGAGUUAAAGCUGGACUGCACUUGUUUUGCACUAGGAAAACUAAUUGAUUUAAGUGCCUUCAAGUUAUUUUUUUUCCAUGUAUUCAUAUUUAAUAUUUACUAUUUUCUUAACCUCCAGUCUUCUCUUUUAGAUUCUUUUGAGCUUACUGAGAAUUAAAUGGAUUUUUAUUUUUUUUUUUACUGUUACAUUUAAAAAUCUAGAUGCAUUUGU
This is a messenger RNA of Neoarius graeffei (lesser salmon catfish), 4706 nucleotides long. RefSeq names its product cAMP responsive element binding protein 3-like 1 (gene creb3l1). The coding region runs from base 2186 to 3673 and encodes 495 amino acids. Gene Ontology annotation, molecular function: DNA-binding transcription factor activity, RNA polymerase II-specific; cAMP response element binding. NCBI's taxonomy places the organism in Eukaryota, Metazoa, Chordata, Actinopteri, Siluriformes, Ariidae. Gene Ontology annotation, biological process: regulation of transcription by RNA polymerase II. The record is from RefSeq and is a predicted model, not a curated record. The transcript has 12 exons.